Molecule: messenger RNA, 597 nt
Organism: Striga asiatica
Lineage: Eukaryota; Viridiplantae; Streptophyta; Magnoliopsida; Lamiales; Orobanchaceae
Source: the annotation of a GenBank genome assembly
AUGAAGUUAGGUAUUAAUAGUACUGCAUGGGUACUUGAGAACGUCAAACCAGGUUCCCAGUUGCGACGCACCCAGACCACGUACCAGGUCCCAGUUGCGACGACCCGCGACGUCCAGCACCACCGCGCAUCACCUGCACGCCGCACAUCACUACUGCCCGUGUUGAUUGCGCCUCGAUCCCCUGCACGAGAUAGCACGCGCCUGCUAGACCGUGCACACCCGCGUGGUUCCACACGCCCAGCGCCUGUCCGCGUCGGCAUAGGAGACCCACGACAGCACUGCACGCGCCCGAGAUCCCAGCACUUGCCUGUGUCUGCUCCAGCACCAGAGCUCAAAUGGGAUGGGAAAGGGGGCAAGGAUCUUUCCAGGUUCAGGCUUGCGGAGCACAGGAGCGCUUGUUCCUACGGUUGUUUAAGAAACUCCGACCCAGCAUCACACGUUCUCCAGGUCCGAAGGGAUCCAGUGCCCAACUACCGGCAUACUGAGUCCACUUUCCAACCCCCUUCAGGUCGUAUCGGCCUUUCUAACUUCGAACUUCGGAUUCCGCGUCGCACACUACCGCUAGCUAAGCUAAUCGUUUUAGUUCCCUUCAAUUAA